Suncus etruscus (white-toothed pygmy shrew) is the source of this 4627-nucleotide messenger RNA. It is a transcript of the gene LNX2, whose product is annotated as ligand of numb-protein X 2. Lineage: Eukaryota; Metazoa; Chordata; Mammalia; Eulipotyphla; Soricidae. The coding region runs from base 81 to 2165 and encodes 694 amino acids. The transcript is spliced from 9 exons. The record is from RefSeq and is a predicted model, not a curated record. Gene Ontology annotation, molecular function: metal ion binding; ubiquitin-protein transferase activity; protein binding.
GUCAACUAUAUUGCUGUCUAAGGCAACCAAAUCUUCAGUGGAAAUCCUUUGAAUGAAGAUACCAAAUUAAUCGAUUCAAAAUGGGAACAACAAGUGAUGAGAUGGUGUCUGUGGAUCAGACCUCUUCAUCCUCUUCUUCCUUCAAUCCUUUGUGUUUUGAAUGUGGGCAACAACACUGGACAAAAGAAAAUCACUUAUACAACUAUCAGAAUGAAGUGGAUGAUGACCUGGUUUGCCAUAUUUGCCUUCAGCCUCUGCUGCAGCCACUUGAUACUCCCUGUGGACACACAUUCUGUUGCAAGUGCCUCCGAAACUUCUUACAAGAAAAAGAUUUCUGUCCUCUGGACAGGAAAAGACUUCACUUUAAGUUGUGUAAGAAGUCUAGUAUUCUAGUGCAUAAACUCCUGGACAAAUUACUUGUAUUAUGUCCAUUUUCUUCUGUUUGCCAAGAUGUCAUGCAACGCUGUGAUCUGGAAGCCCAUCUAAAAAAUAGAUGUCCUGGAGCUUCUAAUCGAAGAGCUGCCCUAGAGAGAAGGAAAACUAGUAAAACUCAGACAGAGCUUGAAACUGAAAAUGGGCCUACGCUGAUAGAUAUUCCAGCCACAUUAGCACCUGAAUCGGACUGUUUGGGGCCUGGCACAGUGCCUGCUGAAGGGACCUUGACCACAGCAUCUCUUCCCUCCUGGACUGAGGAGCCUGGCCUAGACAACCCUGCCUUCGAGGAGAGUGCAGCAGCUGACACCACACCACAGCCACUUUCUUUACCAGAAGGUGAAAUCACCACAAUUGAAAUUCACCGGUCUAAUCCUUAUAUUCAGUUAGGAAUAAGCAUUGUGGGUGGUAAUGAAACACCACUGAUUAACAUUGUUAUCCAGGAAGUCUAUCGGGAUGGGAUAAUUGCCAGAGAUGGAAGACUCCUUGCUGGAGACCAGAUUCUUCAGGUCAACAACUAUAAUAUCAGCAAUGUAUCUCAUAAUUAUGCCAGAGCUGUUCUUUCUCAGCCCUGUAGCACAUUGCAUCUUACAGUGCUUCGAGAGAGACGCUUUGGCAACCGGGCUUACAACCAUUCGGACAGUAACGCUCCUCGAGAAGACAUUUUCCAAGUGAUUCUUCAUAAACGGGAUCCUGGUGAACAGCUGGGCAUUAAACUUGUACGAAGGACAGAUGAGCCAGGCGUCUUUAUUCUUGACCUGUUGGAAGGUGGGCUGGCAGCUCAGGAUGGAAGGCUCAGCAGCAAUGACCGAGUGCUUGCCAUCAAUGGGCAUGACUUGAAGCAUGGCACUCCCGAACUUGCUGCCCAGAUUAUUCAGGCUAGUGGAGAAAGAGUGAAUUUAACAAUUGCUCGACCAGGGAAAUCCCAGCCUGGUAAUAGUAAUAGUAACCGAGAAGCAGGAGCACUGAGCAGCAGCCAGCAGCAACACACACAGCCAAUGUAUCCCAGCAGACCCAGCUCACAUAAGGAUCUUACCCAGUGUGUAACAUGCCUAGAAAAACACAUCACCAUCAAAAAGGAACCACAUGAGUCCCUUGGAAUGACUGUAGCUGGUGGCAGAGGAAGUAAAAGUGGUGAACUGCCCAUCUUUGUGACCAGUGUACCGCCUCAUGGCUGCCUUGCUCGUGAUGGCAGAAUCAAAAGAGGCGAUGUGUUGCUGAAUAUCAAUGGCAUUGAUCUGACCAACUUAAGCCACAGUGAGUCUGUUGCUAUGCUGAAAGCGAGCACUGCAUCCCCCACUGUGGCCCUGAAAGCCCUGGAGGUCCAGAUUGUGGAGGAGGCAACCCAGGCCACAGAAGAACAGCCAAGUGCUCUGAGUGAGAACGAGUAUGAUGCCAGCUGGUCCCCGUCGUGGGUCAUGUGGCUAGGGCUUCCAAGUGCUCUGCAUAGCUGCCAUGAUAUAGUUUUACGAAGAAGCUACUUAGGGAGUUGGGGCUUCAGUAUUGUUGGUGGCUAUGAAGAGAACCACACCAAUCAGCCUUUCUUCAUUAAAACCAUUGUCUUGGGAACUCCUGCUUAUUAUGAUGGACGAUUAAAGUGUGGUGAUAUGAUUGUAGCUGUAAAUGGCAUAUCAACUGUAGGUAUGAGCCAUUCUGCAUUGGUUCCUAUGUUGAAGGAGCAGAGGAACAAAGUCACUCUCACAGUUAUUUGCUGGCCAGGAAGCCUUGUGUGAAGUUUUUAAAACUUAAAAUUGGAUUGUGUCUUCCCUUUUUCGAUGUUUUGGAAAGAAAGCCCCAUAAUUUGAUUGUGUUUCUGGUAGUCAGGAGCUACUGACAUAACUGGUACACAUAUGCAGGACCAAAAGCUACUCUGAUUGUACUUUUGUUUUUAUUUCAAUGAUUUCCCUCAAGUUGGCCACAUUUCUUUCAACUUGUAUCAGUUCAACUUGAAUCUCCCACUAACUCUGAGUUUAUACUCUCAGAGUCUGGGCUCCCAUUUUGUCCAAGUGUGGCCUGUGAUCAUGAGUGAACCUGCAUGAACUAUGACCAACUAGCUAGCUGAUUAGCAGACUUCUGGUGGCUCUUUAUUUUCAAUCGAAUGAGUUACACAUGCACCAAGACUGGUGUCCAUGAAGCCUGUAGCAAGAUGCCACUGUGGCAUCUAGUACUGUGCCUGAGUACAUUUUCAUUUUGGAUGAAAACCCCUUUACCCAUAUUUUUUUGGUGCCAACAUUUCAAAAUUUCAUACUGUUUAUAAGGUGGUUUUAUUCUGGCUUAUUUCGUUUCUAUUUUAAUCCCUCAGUACUCAUGGCUGAUGAGACAUAAGUCUGCCAUCACUAAAGAGGUUUUAAAAAAUAAUUUGCCAUUAUUAGGAUAGUAGAGAAUAAAAGAUAAUGUUACCCAAUGACAAAGAAAUUUGGAGAAUAAUUAUAGUUUAGUGCUGGAGAUGGUAAAAGCUGUACUUACUUGAAUAGUCCAAAAAGCAUUAAAGAUUCAUUUCCAAAGGAAUGUUUUAUUAUGUAGGAAGAGUUUUGAAGCAAUUUUUUCUAAAAAUGAUAUUCUAGAUUUUGUACUAUACUUAUCAACAGUCUUGGCUGGAAAUGUUCUUGUGAUUUAUGCAAUUAAACUAGAUGAUAAAGCUAAAACGUAUUGCUAUUAAAUAUACACUCAAUAUCACAUUUUAGUAGGUAAAGGUAGACUUUUUAAAUUUUAUUCUGAGCAAGUCUUAAUGUCUCAGAAAUUUACUUUUUCCUAUUCUUAUAAACAUAGUUAUAUAUAUAAAAAAAAAAGACUGUGGGAUGAGUUGGGCUCUUGCCACACGAGUAACUGACAAAAGUUUGAUUCCCGUGGCCCAGUAUAGUCCCCAGCACUUACCAGGAGUGAUUCCUGAGUGCAGAGCCAGGAGUAAAUGCUGAGCACUGCCAGGUGUGACACAAAAACAGAAAUGAAAAGCUGGGGCUGGAGAGAGAGCAUGGAGGUAGGGGGUUUGCCUUGCAUGCAAAAGGACAAUGGUUCGAAUCCCGGCAUCCCAUAUGGUCCCCCAAGCCUGCCAGGAGUGAUUUCUGAGCAUAGAACCAGGAGUAACCCCUGAGCGCUGCCAGGUGUGGCCAAAAACAAACAAACAAGCAAAAACAGAAAAGCUAAUAUUUUUGAUCUGGAAUAAUAAGUUUAAGGUGUUAGUAUCAUUCAAUCAUUUGUUGGUCACUAGACUAUUUUCAUUUUCUUUCAUAUGGUUUUAAAAGCUCUGACCAGCACACUUUUUUCUUAUUUUUUCAACAUAGUUGCCCUUUGCAAGAACAUAUAAAGAAGUAAAUACAAAAAAAAUACCUUUAUCUUAUUGAUAUUAUGCAUACUUGAAAAAGUGUUUCGUUGUAAAACCUAGUUCAGAAUCUGAGCUAACUUACAAGUGACCUCUGUAAUAAAUGGUAUUGAUAAUUAGAGAAUGUAUUUCAGAAUACAGUAUAUUCUGAAGCAUGACCACUUUCUUUUCAAUUUAACAAUUGCAUUUGAGAGUCAUUGUAUUUGUUGCAUGUCACUGAAUAUUCAUUACUUUUAUAAUGAUUUUUAAAACAUAUCUCUUGAAUAUAUAGUGGCAGUAAUUGCUACUAAUUUGUUCAACUUGUUAGCGAUACUGUAUUUUUAUCCCAUAACCAAGAUACAGUGGAAUGCCCCAUACAGUAUAUUACUGUUAUAUGAUUAAUUUUUGAAGCAAUUUGAUAUUAAAAUGCUUUGAUAUUUGAAUUGACAUGGAACAGUUUGUUUUCCUGCUCCUCAGAAUUUUAUAACCUACUUUGCUAUUUUUUUAAACAGUUUAUAAGAAUGCAUUAUUUCUUGGGAAGUGAUUAUCCAUCAACAAAUAUCCUGAGACUGUUAUAUAUAAGAUACUUAAAUUGAAACCAGUGGUAUAAUGAGUAUUUUGAAAAAAGAAUUUUUCAAUUUUUUAUCAUAAACAUCUUGGAAUCAAGCUGAAGCCAUCAGUUUUUAUUACAAAAAGCUAAGGCUUUUGGUUAGAAUAUUUGGUGAUAGAAACUUGUUCAUAAAUUGUUACUGUUUAAGUAUUUGAAUUUCCUCAUUUUAAGCUUAAAUGGUUAAACUUUUGAUUUUCUGUGCCUUCACUUUAAAUUAUUUUUCAGUUUUUAGAUGUGUUUAAACAAUGGUGUGAUAAUUAUCCAGAAUGGAAAUAAAAGCCCCCUUU